AUGGACGGUUAUUACUUGUACUGUAUUGUAGCGCUAUGUCUAUUACAAGGAUGUGUGGCAAUGCCUGUAAGUUUUGAAAUGGAUUCUAAAAUACGGUAUUACAUAUUAUUGCCCUAUGAAACUGAAAGUUCAAGACUUGAAUCUUUAUGUAAGAUGGAGCAUUAGUAUUAGGUCGCCCAGAAAGUUCGUUCGUUUUUUUAUCAUUGCUUUGUUUUACGAGGAUUGUUUGUUGCUUGGCACAGGGUACACAUGGCAUGUAUAUCUAUUUGAUACAGCCAGUUUUGUAGAGGAGAAAAAGCUGUAUCAAAUAUUGCAUUUUCCAAAGAACAAACAAUGCUUGUAAAACAAAGCAGCAAAAAACGAACAAACUUUCUGGACGACCUAAUAUGAGUUUUCCGAAGGCAUACGAGAAGUUUUUAACUUGUGGUUUACAAAAACAUACGACAUUCUCUCGUCGUAUACCAAAAAUUCUGCAAGUCUUUGUAGGCUAGUAUAUGAUACUUUAUUGCUGUUACCAUUUGAAACUCACAAAAGAUUAAAACACGAUUUCCGACUCACUGAAUCAGCCGUGUGCAAGGCCGGGACAUAGGAAAUUUUCGAUUUUGAGAUUUACAGCUGGAUAUGACCGCAUUCAUCAUAUAAGUGUGUCCCUGAAGCCUUUUGGCCUAAUUCUCCCGUUAACCUAGUUUUAUUUACAAUUUAACCAAUUUACAUUAACGUCAAAUAACUCAAAAUUGAGAAGACACAGAGGCGUAAAACUGUUGUCAUGUAUGUUUUUGGGUACUGGGAAUCCAACGCAGGCGGCUUUGGGUCGAAAGGAUUACUGUAACAUAGCAAACUUGCGCUUUGGCCGCACAAAAUCGGAGAAUUGGUCGGGAAUGACUUUAAUGGCGGGGAUAUGGAAGAUUGAAUUUAUUUCAGGUGAUUUUGAUAACAUUCUGGCAAUUUUCAGCUUUUUUGGUCGAAAAAUGGCGAAAAUACAACUUUUUGACAAAUCGUAUUUUACACGGCUCUUUUGCGUUCAUGACAGAAUAAGAACUUAUAUGUAGUGUUUUUAAGGUGUCUCCAACAAGUAGAAACCAUUUUCUGAGUAUUUAGAUGUUAUACUAGGUAUCUGUUAAUUUUGCCUCUUGCAGGCAUCUGUAGUAACGAAAUUUGGCUAAUGACAACGUAAUUCACUGUUUUAUGACCAUAUUUCACAUUUUUUUCAGAAAACGGUUCAUCAUCGAAGUGAUUUCCCUCUAUAGAACAAUCGAUGAAAUGCGGAGAAAAAUUCAUUUUCAAACUAGAUUUCUUGUUGUUAGCCGUGAAAUAAUUUAAAUUUGAUGCUAGUUAUGACCUUUGCAGACAAUUUGUCAAGUCAGAGCGAAAGAAAUUACAAGCUGGAAGGUCCAUGCACUGCUUGCUUAUCAGAUGUCAAGUACAACAUUAAAAAAAAAUUUUUUUGACGGGUUUAAUUGCCGAAAAACCCUUCAAACGAUUAAAUAUAAGUUCUUAUUCUGUCAUGAACGCAAAAGAGCCGUGUAAAAUACGAUUUGUCAAAAAGUUGUAUUUUCGCCUUUUUUCGACCAAAAAAUCUGAAAAUUGCCAGAAUGUUAUCAAAAUCACCUGAAAUAAAUUCAAUCUUCCAUAUCCCCGCCAUUAAAGUCAUUCCCGACCAAUUCUAAGCGAUUUGCGUCCACCCGGGCUCGAACUCGGGACGUCAGAUUGGUAGAUUUUGUCAAAAUCCACUAUACCACGAAAAUAGCCCCCCGCAUUUUUGGACUUUUUUUAAAUGUUUCUAGGGCAGAAUUUUAUGCUGAUCAACAUAUCAAAAAUCCAGCUGUGGGUUUUCAGAAACAACUUUUUUACGGCCGAUUUUGUGCGGCCAAAUCGCAAGUUUGCUAUGUUACAGUAAUCUUUUCGACCCAAAACCGCCUCCGUUGGAUUCCCAGUACCCAAAAACAUAUAUGACAACAGUUUUACGCCUCUGUGUCUUCUCAAUUUUGAGUUAUUUGACGUUACUGUAAAUUGCUUAAAUUGUAAAUAAAACUAGGUUAACGGGGGAAUUAGGGCAAAAGGCUUCAGGGACAUAAUUAUAUGAUGGGUGCGGUCAUAUUCAGCUGUAAAUCUCAAAAUCGAAAAUUUCCUAUGUCCACGGCUAAUUCACCGAGUCAGAAAUCGUGUUUUAACUUGUCUGCAUUUGGCGUCCUCUCUCUACGGAAAGCAUUGUUAAAUAUCAUUUCGGUUCCUGUAAAACAAAAAAAAUUUUUUAAGCAUCGAAAUGUGGCCCAUACAGCCUGUUUUUUACCAAAUUUUGGCCCAAGUCAACAACACAUCGUUUUGGAUUUAGGUUGAUACUAAACCCAUUAUCAUUUUAGCUACUGGGUCCGCAAAGGCUUUCCGGAACUGGUCGUCAAGUCUUUACGGACACACUAGAAGCUCCGCUGUUUGAUGAAGAGACUUAUACAAAGCCAUCACUACCUGAAGAAAAAGUUGAGACCAAAAAGGUGACUUUGAGUGCGAGAAGAAUCCGUCCGACCAAGGCGUUCGCUCCGAAGACGUGGGUAAGAAGGAAAUGUAUUUUAAAUACAGUGAAGCCUCUGUACAGCGAAUUGUCAGGUAGUAAAAAAAGGACUUCCGAAACGGUUCAUUAUGAACAGGUAUCGCUGUACAAAGGUUUAACUGUAGGCCUCAUUGGUAAGAACUUGAGACUCAAGGCUAUGAAUGGUAGUUACAGCGCUCUAAAAUUUUCAAAUUCAGCAGUCCUCCACACAGCAGCCGAUCCGAGACGACUUUACCGCAACUUUGGUAAAAUUCGCAGAAACCGCCGUCGCCGAAAUUCUCAAUCGAACCAAACGAUUUCUUCAUUUCUCUAAAUAA
Bursaphelenchus xylophilus (pine wood nematode) is the source of this 2862-nucleotide messenger RNA. The record is from the annotation of a GenBank genome assembly. Lineage: Eukaryota; Metazoa; Nematoda; Chromadorea; Rhabditida; Aphelenchoididae.